AUGUUGAAGGAAAAAGAAGAUGAUCAGGAGAUAUGCAAAGCACCAUCACCCACAUCGGAGGAAAGGAAAUAUUCAAGGGAUUCCGAGGUGGACCCUAUGGGAUCGCAAAGGGUAUACAAGAAAACGUCUUCAAAUCAGCUGCUGACGCUGUACCUGGGCAGCCGGGAGCUGGUAGCCCGAAAAGGAAUCAUCGAGCCCCUCAGAGGAGUGCUCUACAUCGAUUCGAAAAUCAUUAAUGAUGCCAAAAUAUACGGCCAAUUGACGCUGACCUUUCGUUACGGACGCGAGGAUGAAGAAGUUAUGGGUCUGAAGUUCUGCAAUGAAGCCGUCAUCGCCUUACAACAAAUUUGGCCUAAGCCUGCGGGAGCCGAACCGGAAGUACUAACCCCGCUACAGGAAGCUUUACUUGACAGACUGGGAAAAAAUGCGGUUCCUUUCGCGCUGGAAAUUGGCACCGUGGCUCCACCGAGCGUCCAGCUACUGCCGGCCAAGCGCUACACCGGCGCUCCUAUCGGCACCAGUUACGACGUGCGGGUCUAUACGGCGGAGGCCUCAGCGGACGAACGUGUCCAACGCCGGUCGACUGUGAGAUUAGGUAUAAGGUUAACUCAUAAGAUUUGCCCCGACUCUACGAAGGCAUCCACGCUGGAGACAGCCACCCUCAACUCGUUCGUCGGCGGUGGCGCAAGCGGAACUAGCAGUGCAGGUCCAAAGUCACCUCCUAUCACGGUGGACCCGCCAAGUAAUAGCAGUACCACCACCGCCACAAAUCCCACUACUCCGACUGGCACGGCAAACAGUGCCGUCAACCCAACUUCCGGUAGUAGUAACAGUAAUACUAGCACCAUGCCCCGGUCUCUUCGACUUCGUCUGUCACCGAAGUCUCUCAAGCUGACCUCGCUUCAUCGACACAGCAGUAGUGUGGAUAGCACGAAUGGUGGCAUCAAAUCCUAUGGCGAGCACGGUAUCAUUGAGCUGACGGAUGUGAACAAAGGACCUCAGGUAUCGGUGGACAAACCAUUUCUCUGGGCUGACGGACGAGUAAAUCUGAAAGCAUCACUAAACAAGGCAGCAUUUGUGCACGGUGAAAACGUUACUGUUACGCUCGACAUCAAAAACGAUAGCCGAAAAGUGGUGAGGAAAAUACGGCUGAUCGCUGUCCAGCAUGUUGACGUUUGCAUGUUCAGCAAUGGAAAAUUCAAAAAUAUAGUGGCUGAGGUUGAUGUCAGUAAACAUAUCGGACCGGGGGAUACACUACAUGCAUCGUAUUCGCUACUUCCGGUUAGAGGAACCACGAAAAAUUGGAUCGCUGUCGAAGGUGCCCUGUUCAGUAGUAAUUACAACGAUGCCACCUCGUCGGCCUACAACUCCAAGUUGGCUACCAGCGCCCCGCGAGGUUUAAUGAUUGCAUCUUCCGCAUCGGAGGAGAAAAACGUUUUCGCAAUCUAUGUGUCCUACUAUGUUAAAGUUAAGCUAGUGCUCAGCAGUAUGGGCGGAGAGGUUUCCUUGAAGCUUCCCUUCGUACUAGGCAAUGUGGAGCUGUCAGAUUCCGGCGAUGGUCCAACAACGCUCAGUGGACUUCGGAAACUUCGAGAGAUGAAUCGUAAGGCUAGUUCGGUGACCAGUAAUGGCGGUGGCAGCAUUGAUCUAGGCCCGCUAUCUCCACUAACGAAGCAAAUUAGUAUUCAUGACGCGGUGGAUGACCGAAGGAUAACAGACCUAAACAAUCAGAACAAACGAUUACCGUCUCGAUCCGUUUCGGAGACCUCUGCCGCGAAAGAUGUUCUUCCACCAACGUCACUGAAGGACAAUUGCACAAGUAGUCGAAGGGAAAUGUUCAAAAAUUCUAAAUUUAACGAAAACCUCAAUAGUACAAUCGAUGUGAUUACCGAAGACUUUCAGGCCAUCACAGCCAACAUCAGCAAUCUGGUCAAGUCGGAUUCCAGCAAGUCAAAUCUAAACGAAGCCGGUCCUUGCCAGCAAGAGUUCAGCGUCGAGGCGCAAAUUCACUGUCCGCAAACAGCUGACGAUGGUUUGACCCCACAUUAA
Messenger RNA from Sabethes cyaneus, 2049 nucleotides. RefSeq lists its product as uncharacterized. Gene Ontology annotation, molecular function: G protein-coupled receptor binding. Gene Ontology annotation, cellular component: cytoplasm. The transcript has 9 exons. Gene Ontology annotation, biological process: signal transduction; G protein-coupled receptor internalization. Lineage: Eukaryota; Metazoa; Arthropoda; Insecta; Diptera; Culicidae. The coding region runs from base 1 to 2049 and encodes 682 amino acids. The record is from RefSeq and is a predicted model, not a curated record.